This is a messenger RNA of Prorocentrum cordatum, 2060 nucleotides long. NCBI's taxonomy places the organism in Eukaryota, Dinophyceae, Prorocentrales, Prorocentraceae. The record is from the annotation of a GenBank genome assembly.
AGUUCUGCCGUUUGCGCUCGAAGCUUUGACAUACGUACGUUACGUAGUACAUAUUGUGCGGCUCUUCCACUCAUUUGAAGGGCGAUGGUGCGCAUCGCCGCGGCAGCCCUCGCCUUCACCGCGUGCCGCGCGCUGAAGACCGAGCCCAGCACCAUGUCCGAGUCCUUGGAGCAGCCCAUGCCCGGCGACUUCAGGGCGCUGGGCCAGACGGGCAAGGCGAUGACCGACAGCGACGGCGUCUUCCAGUUCGGCGGGGAGGUCGCGGCGGCAGAGGCGGCGGCGAUGAAGGCCAGGGAGGAGGCCGCGGCGGCCUUGGCGGCGGAGGGCAGGGACGCCCAGCUCUCCGCGCGGGUGAUGGACGCGGAGGCCAGGCACGCGGAGGCCCAGGUUGCCAAGGAGGACAAGGAGCAGAGGAUGCUCGAAAAGGUGAUGGACUCCAUGGGGCACGAGGCCGACGCGGAAGAGCGCUCCGUGGACGCCAUGGAGCAGAAGCUGAGGCAUAUGGAGAGCGUCGUCAGGCACGACCUGACAGCCACCGGGAAGAAGACCGAAGAUACUGAUAUGUCUCCGCACUGGGUCAUCGAUCCGAAAGUCGAGCUCGAGGAUAAGAUCGAGCGCAAGAUGGAUGCGGAGCUCGAGAAAGAGGAGGGCCAGGCUGCAAAAUUGAUGGUCCAGGCGCGCAAGCAGGUGGACGCUGCCCUCGCAAAGGAGAAGAUGUACAUGCACCACCGCUCCUCGGUGGAGCACGAGACCCAGGUGAAGCUUGACGCGGAGGCCGACGCCCUGCGCAAGGAGGCGGCCGAGAGCGGCACCCUGUCUGAGGAAGACACGCUGCAGCUGCUCGACAUCAGCAAGCAGGACUUGGACAACAUCACCAUCACCCUCGCUGGUUUCGCGAAGCAGCGACCUGAUCAGAUGACCGCGGUCUGGAUCGAGGAGAAGCUCGACAGCUCGCGCUCGAAGAUCGCCAUCGCCUCCUCCAAGAUGGUCGAGGCCAUCAAGCACAAGGUGGAGCUCUUCAAGAACCACCACCAGGAUUAUGACGACCACCAGUUCUUGGGACUGCUGUCUCGCACGCUCAACGAGACCAUGGGUGAGAUCAGGACGUUCGAGGAAACGAAGGGUUACCUGAUGAACAAGUUCCAGGGCUGGGACAAAGCCAACGGCGAGAAGCUCACUCUCAGCUUGGCCCAGGCCAUCCAAGGAGUGACAGGCAGCGUGGAGUUCAAGAGCCACCUCCUGCGGAUCGACACGGCCCGCUUGGUCGACACGCAGUCGACACACGAGGCAUGCGCCACCCUCACCAACUUGGUCUCCACCGCCAUGGUCCCAGCCUACCAGAGCCUGUCGCAUCAGAAGGAGAAGCUCGACAACAUCAGCAAGAUCGUGCCAAGCGUCACCGGGAAGUUUCCGACGUUCAUUCAAGACAGGAUGGGCGCUCGCGCCGCCCCGCUGCUGAACAUGGCCUACGUGGAGAACCUGGCGCUCAAGGAGGUUGCCAUGGGUAUCGUGCAGGAGGCCUCGCCGGUCGUCGUGAGCCGCCUGCACUGCACCGUGCACAGCGCCUCCGUGCGCUCGGGCUUCGGUGUCGUCGCCGUCGUCGCCGCCCUGGUGGCCUGGCUGGCGUAGUGAGGGGAUGGCUGCGGCUGCCUCGCCUGCAGAAGGAGAGAGAGAGAGGGAGACGGGGGGAGGGCCUGCGAGCAGCCGCCCGCCCUCCCGGAGGCCCUCCCCGGGCGCCUCGGGAGGCCGCCCCUCCCGCGCCGACCUCGCCUGAGCAGCAGGGCCCGACCUGCAGUGGAGGCCCAUGCCAAGAAGCACCCUAGGCUCGUGUCCUCUCCGAUGUCGUCUCCACUCAGUCUCCACUGUACGUACCUGCGUGCUGUCCGGAGAGCGUGCUGAACACGCCCUGGAUUAUACGAUGCAACUGCGGCUUGCUGACUUCGCUCGUUUCAUUUUGCCAUGCUAAGUUUGCCUCGUUCUGAGAUGUAUCCGUUGCGCGGACACUUCUGAUCCAUCGGGGGCGUGACGGCCUAUCCGGGGAUGAGCUGCGGUAUGCAUAG